AUGGAGCUGGAGCUCAGACCCCGGCUCUGUUUUCUGGUGAGAACAGAGCACGGAUAUGGCUUUCACCUGCACGGAGAGAAGAAUAAAGGCGGACAGUUCAUCCGGAAGGUGGUGCCCGGCUCCUCGGCUGACCUGGCCGGACUCCGACCCGGAGACCGGCUGGUGGAGGUGAACGGGGAGAAUGUGGAGAAUGAAACUCAUCCUCAGGUGGUGAGCAGGAUCUGUGAGGUGUCCCACCGCACCAGGCUGCUGGUGGUGGACAGAGACACAGAUGACUACCUCCGCAGCCAGGGCCUGGCCUGCACAGAGGUCCUGGCUGUUGAAAUGGGAACCCUCUCCCCACGCCCUUCACCCAUGCCCACACCUUCCGCCUCUCCCGUACCCAGGGUCAACUUCCCCCUGACCUUCAAAUUCAACCACAGACAAGUAUUAGAUUAUCCUGCUGCAGAGUCACACACUCAUCUAACCUCUCAGGACAAAGAGGAGAGAUGCUCAGUGGCGUCCAGCUCAGCAACAGACACAGAGCUGCGAGUGGAGCCUUCACCUGAACCGACGGACACGCUCCUUCCUCGUCUGUGUCACCUGCUGAAGGAGGAGCACGGCUACGGCUUCAACCUGCAGAGCGACAAGAAAAGGGGUGGGCAGUUUGUGCGCUCCGUGGACCCCAACUCGCCGGCCGAGAGGGCAGGCGUCCGACCCGAAGACAGGAUAGUGGAGGUCAAUGAAGUGAGCACGAGGGGUUUGAGGCACUCAGAGGUGGUGGCGCUCAUCAAAUCUGAACGGGAUGAAGUCCGCCUUCUACUGGUGGACCAGGAGACAGACGAGCUCUUCCACAGACUGGGAAUUGCACCAACCAGUGCACAUAUCAAAGAGGUCUAUGUGGAUGUAAGACCAGCCGAAAGCACCCGCCCCACCCCCUCACCAACCAUCGGACUUCCUGCUACAGACGCACCAAUCAUAAACGUUUCUAUGACAGACGCCGCCAUCACAAACCUGUCUCCAAAGUCCAGGGCCAAUGGGAGCACAGCGUCCCAGUCCUCCAGAAGCUCCACCACCCACUCAGAGAUCAGCAGCUCAGAUAUGAGCAUCCAGAUUCCCGAUGACGAUGACCGACGUAUUUCAGACCCUUUCGUGGAAAGUGGCCUUCGCCUGAGUCCCACCGCCGCCGAGGCCAAACAAAAGAUCAUCGGCAACCGCAACAAGAAAAGAGCGCCCCCUAUGGACUGGUGCAGGAAACAAGAGGUCUUCAGCAACUUCUGACCCA
This is a messenger RNA of Nematolebias whitei (Rio pearlfish), 1264 nucleotides long. It is a transcript of the gene nherf2, whose product is annotated as Na(+)/H(+) exchange regulatory cofactor NHE-RF2. Lineage: Eukaryota; Metazoa; Chordata; Actinopteri; Cyprinodontiformes; Rivulidae. Bases 1 to 1260 code for a protein of 419 amino acids. The record is from RefSeq and is a predicted model, not a curated record. Gene Ontology annotation, biological process: protein localization to plasma membrane. Gene Ontology annotation, molecular function: signaling receptor binding; protein-membrane adaptor activity. Gene Ontology annotation, cellular component: apical plasma membrane. The transcript is spliced from 6 exons.